Diaporthe batatas is the source of this 1761-nucleotide messenger RNA. RefSeq lists its product as uncharacterized. Gene Ontology annotation, molecular function: transmembrane transporter activity. Bases 1 to 1761 code for a protein of 586 amino acids. The transcript is spliced from 2 exons. Gene Ontology annotation, biological process: transmembrane transport. The record is from RefSeq and is a predicted model, not a curated record. NCBI's taxonomy places the organism in Eukaryota, Fungi, Ascomycota, Sordariomycetes, Diaporthales, Diaporthaceae.
AUGAACGAACCUCGCCGCCCACCCCGCGCUGCACAAACAGCCCACGCCGCACAAGCACAACAUCAUCAUGACACUCAUUAUCACACCGACUCGGAGAGCACAAGUGGCACCCUCACAGCCACGGAGCCCCCCAAGGACGACGACAGCACCCAGCCCCGCCACGGCCUCACCAGGAUCCGCCACAUAAUCCUGGUCGGCAGCCUGUUCUUCACCCUGUUCCUCCCGGCGCUGGACCAGACCAUCGUGUCCACCGCCCUGCCCAAGAUCAUGACGAGCCUGGGCGGGGCCUCGUCCAACUCGGGCUACACGUGGGUCGGCUCCGGGUACGCGCUGACGCAGGCCGUGGUGAUGCCGCUGUUUGGGCAGGCCUCCGAGGUCUUUGGGCGCAAGUGGGCCUUUGUGGCCGCCAUCGCCGUCUUCAUGGCCGGGUCGGCCCUGUGCGGCGCGUCGCAGGACGUCUCGAUGCUGAUCGCCUCCCGCAUGGUCCAGGGCGUGGGCGCCGGCGGCAUCACGGCGCUGGUCAUCAUCCUCAUCGGGGACCUGGUCGGCACGCGCAAGAGGGGCAAGUACCAGGGCUUCAUCGGCGCCACCUGGGCUGUUGCGUCGGCGCUGGGGCCGGUGCUGUCGGGCGUGCUGGCUGAUCAUAUCAGUUGGCGAUGGUGUUUUCUCAUCAAUCUUCCCAUAUGCCUUGUCUGUCUCAUAAUCACAGUCUUGUUCCUUAAUAUGUCACGACCAUCAAAGAGCAUCCGCGAGGCCAUCAGGACGCUGGACAUUGUCGGCAUCCUCGCCAUCGGGACGGCGACAGUCCUGGUCCUGCUCGCCUUUGAGUGGACCUCUCUCGGCACGUCGUGGAGCGCGCCCCAGGUCUUGAUCUCAUUGGUCACAGCGGCCCUGUCUCUGGGGUUCUUCAUCUAUGCCGAGACCAAGGCCACCAAGCCAGUCAUCCCGCUGCGCUUCUUCACACACCCCACCAGGAUCGGAGCGUACCUUGCAGCAUUCUUCCACGCCGUGGGAUACAUGGGCCUCAACUACUACCUUCCGAUUUACUUCCAGGCAGUGAAGGGCCAGACCCCUUCCCAGAGCGGCAUCAGCAUGUUGCCCCUUGUGCUCAUGUUUGGGAUCGCGAGCACCGGGGCAGGGUACCUCAUAACGGCGACCAAGAAAUACCAAACACUCAUCUGCGGCUCGUUCCUCGUCGCCACCAUGGGCUGCGGCAUGCUCGUCCACCUCAACAAGUCCACGUCGACCGCCGUCACCGUGGUAUUGCUCCUGAUAGCCGGGGUCGGCGUGGCGCCGAACUUCAACUCGCUGCUGAUCCCGAUCCACGCCUCCUUCGACGACACGUCCGACAACUCGGACAUCGCCAUGUCGGCCUCGGCGUACUCGUUCAUCCGCACCAUCGGGCUCAGCAUGGGCAUCAGCAUUAGCGGGCUGGUGUGCUUCGACGAGCUGCAGAAGCUCAACACGGGCCCCGCGGGCGAGAUGAGCAUCUCCCAGCUCAUCGACAGCGUGGGCACCAUGACCGGGAGGGAGAGGGAGGCCACGGUGGGCGUCUUCGAGACGGCCAUGACGCACGUCUUCAUCGAGGUCGCGGCCGUGAUGGGCGCGGGCAUGUUCGCGAGCUUCCUGAUCCGGAAGCACAAGCUGGGCGAGAGGGUGCGGUCCGACCACAAGAUCCAGAUGGCCCCCGUGAAGAAGGCGGGGGGCCACCAGACGUUGUCCGAGAUGAACUCGGAGGCCACCCUGAGGGAGAGGUGUUGA